AUGCCCGACAUGCACGCCGUUUUCCAACACUCGGCUUCACCUCCCAAGGUUGAUCUCGCCAGUGCCAAUUCGCAGCUCUUCCAGCUUCCUUCUUCCACCUCCGCAUCCUCAUCACUCUACUCGCUUUCUCUUAGUCGCAAACGAGCCCGUCGCGACACUGGAUCCCUUUUAACCAAAUUCGACCCAUCAUCCGAAAUCCACAAUAAUGCCUCUCCACUGAUCUCGUCCGAUUUCCGUCAACCAGGUACCGAUGAGUACCAUGCCUCCGCCGAGUUCGACUACCGACCCAACCGAUACCGUGAAUCCUUCCUACCCCCAUCACUCGAUGUCAGCGUUGAUUCCUUACUCGCAGAGGGGAACAGUCGGAAACGCACCCGCCGCGAUUCCAACAUCGCCUCACCAAUGACCGAUCUCCCCGAUCUACCGAGUCCAGCCACACGAGUCGGGUGGGGACGAACGGUGAUCAACGCUGUAGGCAAAGUCCUCGACCUCUGCUGGUCCGGUGCAUUCAAGGGCUUCUACGCCGGCGGCGGACAAGGAUAUGACAUGCACGCUGGCUCUGGUUCUGGCCCUGCAUCCACGACACAGUUCAUCCCAACCUGGGAGGCCGGUCCCAGUACUUCCGUCGAGAAAGAUCGCAUCUUUCGCACUCCCAUUCCCGGACAGUACCCAGACGAAGACAUCGAUCGCAGCUGGGUAGUUGUUCCUGGCGAACCCACCGAUCCCUUUGGCAACGACGAUCCCGACAGCACAGAUAGUCCAUCCGCUCUCCGAGCCCGUCGCAUCCACCAAACCUCAAGCCCGCGUCGACGUCAAGCCGUGAUGCCUCGUCUCGCGAAACGACCAAACUUGUCCGUGCGACCAUCCACACCUACAAGGAGCUCUGCGAUUCCAUCGCCACGAUCACAGAACGGUCCUGGCUCUGCGGAAAUGCAGAAAUACGCAGCACGGAUGCGCCGCAAAGAGCGCGAAGAAGACGCCAGUAUCCAACGCCUGAAUAAACAACUGCAGGAUAUGAUCCGGCAAGGCAAAGAAGCGCUGGGGACGACGGUAGAGGUGGAUGAUCUGGACAUGGAUUUCCAGUCAGAUUGA
Penicillium manginii is the source of this 1092-nucleotide messenger RNA. RefSeq lists its product as uncharacterized. The coding region runs from base 1 to 1092 and encodes 363 amino acids. NCBI's taxonomy places the organism in Eukaryota, Fungi, Ascomycota, Eurotiomycetes, Eurotiales, Aspergillaceae. The transcript has a single exon. The record is from RefSeq and is a predicted model, not a curated record.